Arabis nemorensis is the source of this 321-nucleotide messenger RNA. The record is from the annotation of a GenBank genome assembly. NCBI's taxonomy places the organism in Eukaryota, Viridiplantae, Streptophyta, Magnoliopsida, Brassicales, Brassicaceae.
AUGGCCACUGGAUCGUUGACUAGGGAUCCAGAGGAUUUAGUGAAGAAUAAGGCAGCUGACGCUCAGAGGCAUCUUCAAAUGAUUGGAGCAAAGACUGGGAAGAAGCAAACAGAACAAAGAAACUUGGGAUAUGACACUCUGAGAUCAGUCACAACGUUCAUGAGCUUGAUUGUGAUGCAUCACAAUGGACAAGUGAUGAAGAUUCUCGUGGGUUGGAGAUGGAAAUCAAUCGGGGGAUUAGAAUGGGCGAAGAAGUUGAGCCAUUUGGUGAAAGGAGUUGCCACUUAUGCACAAACUCUGCCUGCAAUUUUAGUGACUUGA